Molecule: messenger RNA, 1446 nt
Organism: Cadophora gregata
Lineage: Eukaryota; Fungi; Ascomycota; Leotiomycetes; Helotiales; Ploettnerulaceae
Exons: 2
Coding region: 1-1446 (481 amino acids)
Source: RefSeq, a predicted model, not a curated record
AUGGAUCCUCCCCCCAGCAGGAGGAGAUCUUUGGCGGUCUCUAACUCUUCUCAUUGCAGUGUGGCAAGCCCAGCAACACUUUCAGGAGAUCCUGCAGAUCAUCAUGUCAGACCGUCUGCUGAAGAAUGGUAUCCACGCCUGUACCUUGGCUGGAACCACAAGCUAUGCGUAGAUGUCUAUUGCUACUUCACAGCUCGGCCAUUCCACGCGGAUCUUGAAAUUAAGUGGGCAAUACAUCCUCUUGGCCCCCCGUUCCAUGGAAAGCGCCAAACGAUGUCAUUCGAUCACAUCCUCCAACUCGUUGAUACUCAAAGCAAUUCAGAUGCGGUCAGGGCUGCUAUCGCUCUGGGACUCUCCACAAAAUACCAUGCCCAGGGCAAGUUUAAGGAUGACACGCCGGUCUACAAUCUUAUUGAGCCUACCUCGGAGGAGAUUCUGAUCGCCUGGGAGGAUCACUCACUCGACAUUUCGGAGGAUGACAACACGCAAAGGGUUAAGGAAGCAGUCAUGUCAACUUUCGGGUUCAACAUCAGAACCGAUGAUGUGGAGCUUCUCAUUCAUUUCAGUAGAUUGAAUGACGUUUCCAUUUUCGAAACAAAUACUUGGAGGCAGAUGAUGUGCUUUAAGUGUUGUCCAAAGAAGAAUGCUUCAAGGUCUCCCGCAGCUCUGAUGUCAAGGACGGCGAACUUACGAAAGCGCAAGAAUGAUGAAAUUUCCGAAAGCACUAUCGAGCCCUCUUCCAAGAGAGUAGCCCUAUCAGGUCCAAAAGAGGUUGCAUCAAACGCAGACUUGAAAUCAAGUACAGCUGUAUGUGACAGCCAAGUGCUUGUUGCCCCUGGGCACAGUGAACCAUCACAACCAGCAUCACUAAACACCGAUCCGGUAGCAAAGCGUGGCCAGGCUUCAGAUGCCGCCGAGCAAGGCCAAGAAGCACCAGCCGCUGUAUCAAGCACAAGUCUGGUAGUGGGCACAGGUAUAGAUAUCACCCAAGCUCCGAACUCCCUUGGAGAAACUGAUGUGCCACCCCUGCCUGCUAUUGCAGUCAAUUCAGCGCUCUCUACAAUCCUCACAAUAUCGUCUUGGCUGCGGCUGCUCCCUAGCGCCACAAUCCUAUCUGGAAACACCUGCAGCACGGUGCAGAUAUGGCUGAAGGAUACCUUUGAAAUCGAUGCCGCAUCGGAAGACAUUACCAAGAUGACAGAGUCGGCAAGGGCAGAGAAUAUCUCCCCAUUGCAAACAACUGUUUUCAGAUGCAUGGCUAUUGCUGCCAGGAAAGAUCUGGGAAACAUCUUGAUGAAUCCUCGUGGUCCAACAGGCGUUGAUGUGACCAGAGGUGCAUCACUCCGGGUAGUGUCUGGAAAUAUCGGGGCUGCCGUAAGGAAGGCCUUCGGUGGUGUAGAGGUGACGGCCCAAACGAACUCGACGGAAAUCUCAAAUUACACUUGA